AUGGACGAAUACGACUACAUUAUCGUCGGCGCAGGCAUCGGCGGCCUUGUUCUGGCCAACCGCCUGAGCGCCGAUGCCUCUGUCAAUGUCCUUCUCAUCGAAGCAGGGGCCAACCGCAUGGGCGAUCCCCGUAUCGACACCCCUGGGUUUUUGGGGACGCUGUACGGCAACCCGGACUUUGACUGGGAUUAUAUGAGUGUUCCUCAGCCUCAUGCGAACAACCGACAAAUCGCGCAGCCCCGCGGCCGGGUUGUCGGCGGUUCCUCCGCCUUGAACUUCUCCGUCGUCAUGUACCCGUCCGCAUCGAACUUUGAGGCAUGGAAGGCGCUGGGAAACCAAGGCUGGGGCGCGGAGGAUAUGGCGCCCUACCUGCGGAAAUUCCACACAUUCUCCCCGCCCAGCAAGGCGACGGCCGAACUCCUCGGUGUCGAUCGCUACAUGAAUGCCAGCAACCAGGGGUGUGAUGGUCCUGUGCCUGUUUCCCUGCCGGACGUGUAUGGGCCGUUCAACAAAGCGUGGGACGAGACAUUUGCGCAGCUGGGUUGGCAGACGGACGCGGAUCCCAUCGCGGGACGCAAACUGGGUGCGUUUACCUCGCCGUUGACCGUUGACGCAAAGACAGGGAAGCGCGCGUAUGCAGCGGCAUACUACUCCCCUGAGGUUGCCGCGCGACCAAACCUGCGCCUGCUGCCGGAGACUAUGGUCGAGCGGGUGCUGUUGACCAAGCAGGACGGAGACGUCGUUGCAACCGGCGUGCAGGUCAAGAACCAAGACGGCACGAGGGAAAUCCUCGCGAAGAGAGAGGUCAUUCUCUGCGCCGGCAGCUUGAACAGCCCACAGCUGCUCGAACUCUCCGGCAUUGGCAGCGCAGAGCUCCUGCGAAAGCACGGCAUCCCCGUGAUGGUCAACAGCCCCGGCGUCGGCGAGAACCUCCAGGACCACUGCAUCACCAGCAUCAACUUCGAGAUCGCCGAUGGCCAGGUCUCGGGCGACAUUCUGCGCGAUCCAAACGUGCUGCAGGCGCUCAUCAAGCUCUACGAGGAAACACGCGGCGGCCCGCUGGCAGGUAUGCCCAUCAGCAUGGCCUACCUCCCCUUCGUCGACGGCCAGGGCGUAGUCCCGAGACAGGAAGUCGAGAGCCUGCUAUCGAGAUACCUCGACAGCGCCGAGGUCCCACCCAAUCUACAAGCUCAAUACACGCACCUCCGGAACAUGCUCUUGGACAACGACGACGCCUCCUCGCAGUACCUCUUCCUCCCCGCACAGCUGCACAUGAACCCCGGCGCGACGACGCUCGCAGACGUCCUCGCCAAAACCCUCCCGGGGAACUACAUCAGCAUCAUGGUCCUGCACAACCAUCCCUUCUCCCGAGGGUCGGUGCAUAUCUCCUCCUCCAACGCGGCGGACAAGCCGAUCUACGAUCCCAAGUUGUUGUCCCACCCGCUGGACCUGGAGAUCCUGGCUCGACACACGCAGUUCCUCGAGCGGAUUGUCGCCACGGAGCCGUUCAAAUCCCUGCUCAAGGGACCGCGGAUGCCGGAGAAUACCAACGACUUGAGCGAUCUGGAUCGCGCGAAGGAGGUGGUUAAGGAACGGCUGUUUACGUGCUUCCACCCUGCGGGGACGUGUGCCAUGUUACCGCGGGAGAUGGGCGGUGUCGUUGAUGAUAGGCUCAAGGUGUAUGGGACGCGUAAUCUGAGAGUUGUCGAUGCGAGUGUCUUUCCUCUUGAGCCGACUGGGAAUAUCCAGGCGACGGUUUAUGCGGUUGCUGAGCGGGCGGCGGAUUUGAUCAUUGGUGUUGCUUAG
Molecule: messenger RNA, 1806 nt
Organism: Aspergillus thermomutatus
Lineage: Eukaryota; Fungi; Ascomycota; Eurotiomycetes; Eurotiales; Aspergillaceae
Product: GMC family oxidoreductase
Exons: 2
Coding region: 1-1806 (601 amino acids)
Molecular function (GO): oxidoreductase activity, acting on CH-OH group of donors; flavin adenine dinucleotide binding
Source: RefSeq, a predicted model, not a curated record